CCAUGGGAUGCUGGUGGGUCUGGGCUGGAAGACGCUCCUUCGGGUCAGCCCCAGGGAUGCUCCUUCAUCACCCGCUGCAGCAGUGCCAGGCUGGCCCCGCCCCCCUGCAUUGGCCCCACCCCUUGUUCCAGCAGGCCAGGAGGUGAUUGGCUCAGGCAGGAGGGGUGGGGCUGGGUGGGCGGAGUCUUUGGAUGACAGGUAUAUAAGGUGAGGGAGGGCUGGUAGGAACGAUCCAGUGGAGAGGUGCUGGUGUGUGCUGGAGGCUGGACUGUGCUCCUUGCAAAGAUGGAUUAUGCUAAGUCCCUGAGCCUGCGCCUGGCUGCCCCCGUCUCCAAAUGUGUCUCGGCAAGCGCCUCCAUGACCCAGCAGCUACUGUCGAGCCCGGCCCCGCGACCCCGACCCUACCGCGUCUGCAACUGGGACCGCAGCCUGCGCAAGGGCAUCAUGGCACAGAGCCUCGCCGAGCUGCUGCGCCAGGCUCAGAGCGCCCUGCUCGCCCCGGGUCCCGUCUCGCUGGUGCUGGAUGAGGAUGGCACCGCGGUGGAGACGGAGGCUUUCUUCCGGACGCUGGAGGAGGGGACGGUGCUGAUGGCCCUGAGCAAGGGGCAGACUUGGGCUCCCUCCAAGACGCCUGGCUACCAGCUGGGCCUGUCCCGCAAGCCCCCUCGGAGGAUCGACGUCGCCUGCGUCACCUUCGACCUCUACAAGACGAGCCCGCGGGACCUGGGCUGCCUCAAUGUCAAAGCCACGCUCUACGGCACCUACAGCAUGUCCUACGACCUGCGCUGCUACGGGGCCAAGCGGCUGAUGAAGGAAGCGCUGCGCUGGACGCUCUUCACCAUGCAGGCCACCGGCCACGUCCUGCUUGGCACCUCUUGCUACAUGCAGCAGCUCCUGGAUGCCACGGAAGAACCGAAGGAGACGGAGAGCAGCCCAGCGCUGCGAAGCCCCCUGCCCUGCAGCCUCCCACCCCUGCCCCGCAGGAAGACGCUGCAGUGAGGGUUGGGUGCCCUGUCCUGUCGUCCCCCCCCCCCAUCACUCCCACCCGAUCCCUGGGGGUCCCAGCACCCCGCUAGGUCAAUGCCAGGGGAGAGGCUGCCACGGUGCCUGGCACAGCCUCUCCUUGCACCCUGCUGGCUAAGCGCGGCCAGCUCUUCUCUGUAAUAUCUGCUGCUCUGUAAAUAUAUUUAUUUAAGUAAAGC
Harpia harpyja (harpy eagle) is the source of this 1202-nucleotide messenger RNA. RefSeq names its product cell death inducing DFFA like effector c (gene CIDEC). NCBI's taxonomy places the organism in Eukaryota, Metazoa, Chordata, Aves, Accipitriformes, Accipitridae. The record is from RefSeq and is a predicted model, not a curated record. The transcript is spliced from 6 exons. The coding region runs from base 286 to 999 and encodes 237 amino acids. Gene Ontology annotation, biological process: regulation of apoptotic process; apoptotic process.